GCGCCCCAUAAUAAUAAAAAAGGGAGUAUUUAUUUUCAAAAUUUCUUCAUUCAUUCUUUCUUGCCAGGGCUUGAAAAGAACUACCCAAGACACCUGCGUGGGAGAGACUCCUUCAAAUCCUUGGAAAGAACUUUGCAAGUCUUUGGAGGUGUAGAAGCAAAAUUAAAGCAUGCUUAGAAAGACAGUCCGCAGCUUCUCUGUGAACCUCUCUAAUUCUCACUUCCUAUCUAUGACGAAAGAGAUUUUGGAUGGCCAAUAGGAUUAUCAGGAUCUAGAUCCUUCAUAAUAACUCGACUUCCCGCAAGAGAAUCCCCUCAAGCGUAACCUUGUUCAAUCCUAAAUUCCACGAACGGAGAAUCCAGAAGAAACUCGAUUUUCUUUCGUUCUAAAGAGAAUUGGAAUGACCAUGGGCUUUGUUGUUAUUUUGGAAUGAUGACAGUGGACAGUUAAAAACUCUCAUCAUGUCUGUUGAUCCUGCUGCACCAAUGGCUUACCUGGAUGAGGAUGCUUCUUCUGGUUCCGGUGAUGAUGGAAACAUGUUGGAUGGACACAAUAAGCGUCAGUCUGUGACACCUUCAAGUUCUGGUCGUCACAAGAGGAGUCGCAAGGCUACUGGUGAUGCUAUUGUGGAUGCUAUGCUUGAAAUUGCAGCUGCUUCUAAAAUGAGGGCUUCUGCAAUAAUGAAGAAUGAGGAUCGCUUUUCCAUAAGCAAAUGCAUUAAAGUCUUGGAUGAGAUGCAAGAUACUUCAACUAGCAUGGACGACUUUGACUUAGAAUUGGACGAGAUGGAAUUAGUUGCAGCUGCUGCUGGCUAUUACUAUUAUAACAGUAUAAACAGGCUGCCUUGUCGCAGUUCCUUGCCCAGUGGAAGUGGCUUUAUGACUGAAGUGCUGGAUGGGCAUGAUGAUUUAUGUCGGGAAAUGUUUCGGAUGGAUAAACAUGUCUUUCACAAGUUAUGUAACACUCUUCGACAGAGAGGCAUGUUACGUGAUACUGCUGGUGUUAUGAUAGAGGAACAGCUAGCAAUUUUCUUAAACAUCAUUGGUCAUAAUGAGCGUAACAGAGUAAUCCAAGAACGGUUUCAACACUCUGGGGAAACCAUAAGCCGACAUUUCAAUAAUGUGUUGAAGGCAAUUAAGUCACUUUCACGUGAAUUCCUGCAACCACCGCCUCUUGCAACUCCUCCAGAAAUUUUCUGCAGUAGUCGGUUUUACCCAUAUUUUAAGGAUUGUAUUGGAGUCAUAGAUGGAAUGCAUGUUCCUGCACAUGUACCAGCCAAAGACCAAUCUCGAUUUCGUAAUGGGAAAGGUGUUAUAUCUCAAAAUGUUUUGGCAGCAUGCACAUUUGACUUGCAGUUUAUAUUUAUUUAUCCAGGUUGGGAAGGCUCUGCUCCAGAUUCACGUGUAUUGAGAGCAGUCCUUGAUGAUCCAGAUCAGAAUUUCCCACAUGUACCUGAAGGAAAAUAUUAUCUAGUUGACACAGGGUACUCAAAUAUGGAAGGUUUUAUUGCUCCAUAUCUAGGAGUUCGUUAUCACCUUCAUGAAUUUAGAGGUGCUAAUCAGUUACCUAGAAAUGCAAGGGAACUAUUCAAUCACCGACAUUCAUCUCUUAGGAAUGUCAUCCAGAGGUCUUUUAGUGUGCUGAAAGAUCGAUUUCCCAUUCUCAAAGUUGCCCCUCAGUAUGGAUUUCAUAUCCAAAGGGAUAUAGUAAUUGCUGCAUGUGUUUUACAUAAUUACAUCCGAUGUGAGGAAAGAAAUGAUUGGCUGUUUGCUAGUAUUGAUGGGGUAGCAGUGGAAGAAUUGCCUGAUUUUCACGAUCAACCUGAAAUGCAGUUGGCUUCCUCCAUUCAGGAGCAAAUUGCUUUCUCAUUGCGUGAGUCAAUUGCAGCAGCUAUGUGGAAUGACUUCAUAAACAAAUGGGAUCAGUGGUGAUUGGUAACAUUAAUCUUCAAAGGUUAUAAACGUAUUCCGGUUAUUAUUGUUGCAGGAGAAUUUGAUUAAAUGGGACUGUAGGAUUGAUUUAGAGUUUUUGAAGCAACUAUUAUUGUUUGACUUGUUUAAUGAAGCAGUCGUCAACUUCUAUAUUACUUCCCAUUAGGCUGGUGCAUGUUCUGGAGUCAAUCCACAACGUAUCAUGAUAUGUUGAUAGCCUAGUUGCUUUAGUAAUGAUGUACGCAUUAAUGAUUCAAGAGUAUCAAGGCAUGAUUUCUUGUGGCUUAA
Molecule: messenger RNA, 2219 nt
Organism: Hevea brasiliensis (rubber tree)
Lineage: Eukaryota; Viridiplantae; Streptophyta; Magnoliopsida; Malpighiales; Euphorbiaceae
Exons: 5
Coding region: 462-1931 (489 amino acids)
Source: RefSeq, a predicted model, not a curated record